AUGUCGUCAACAGUGAGCUCGAUGAAGACGACGCUGCAGGAUGCUUUGGACGAUGUGACCUCAACACGUUCAUCAUUUGGAAGACGAAAUAGAGCUCUGGCUGUUCUUGAGCACCAGCUUGCGCUUGCGUGCGUGCAGUCCUCCAAUGAUGAUACAUUAGAAACGUAUUUGGACCUUCAAGAUGCUUUUGAAUCCAAUGUUCCAUCGCGGAUCUUGGCUUGGAUACAAUGUACGACACCUCAACUAGAACUGUGCGCAAGCAAGAGCUCCACCAAAGAGCGUGAUACUGAAAUGAAUACCUCGUGCUCCCAGUUAUGUCAAGGCUUGUCAAUAAUCCAAGGAGUCUCUCUUCACCACAAAUCAAGCAAGUCUUUUCUGGGUCGUCGGUUUUCUCUUGAGAUUUUGAUCGGGUUAUUGCUUACUUCUCGACACACGCCAACCAUUGAUGCCUCUUCGAGGGAAAACAAUUCCCAACCACCAGAAAAACCUGCGCCCUUCAUGCAUUUGACAUCUGCUGUCUUGGAUACUUUGUUGUGCAUUCUGGUUGAUUCCUCUCCAGCGCUACGCGCUUUCGAGGAAGUGAAUGGGGUUCAAGCAGUGGUAAAGAUACUCAAACGAGCAGGAACACCACGCGAAGUCAGAAUGAAAUGCCUCGAGUUUCUCUACUUCUAUCUGAUGGAUGAGACUCCCACCCACAUACAGCCUGAUGAAGCACACUCACUACCUUCCUCCCCCGUUGCCACCCAACCUAGCACACCUCUUCUACUUCCUGAAUCCAAAAUAUUUGCUCGUCCUGCAUCUAGCGCCUCGAAUAUCUCAUUUGCGUGUACCUCUACCAGGUCGUCAUCGAAUUCAUCAACCUCAUCUUCUUUCUUCUCCAUGUCAACAGGUUCAUCGACGACUAGUACAACCACUAGCUUCGAGAGCAUUCACACACCUUCGCCUAUCAAGAAAUCAUAUUCCACCUCCACUUUCACUUCAUCAGACCCACGCACUCCUCCUAGCUCACCACCUUCGAUAACAUCCAGCACUAGAAAGAUACCGGCUCCACUACAGUCACGCUCGAUGCUCAUGCUACGGAAGGAAGUGGACUAUGAGCCGCUGAGCCCCAAGAAACCCAGAGGAUUCCGACCAGGUCUCGGAGUCACUGAUGCACCCAUCCCUACCACACCUUCCGUAUCACGUUUUCGAGAGACGAUUAGCAGUGGGACCUCCCUAUCGGGCCGUGCUGAUGAUGCAGAGGCUCGCACAAGCAGGCAUGACCGUGUGCGCACCAUUGAUGAGAAGAAAGAAAUACUAGGGAGCAUGCUGGGGAAUGUAGAUGCUCUCGUCGAUGGUGUGAGGAAAGCAGGCAUAUGGGGGCUUGGCUAA
Messenger RNA from Suillus plorans, 1371 nucleotides. Its product is annotated as cell division control protein 14, SIN component-domain-containing protein. NCBI's taxonomy places the organism in Eukaryota, Fungi, Basidiomycota, Agaricomycetes, Boletales, Suillaceae. The record is from RefSeq and is a predicted model, not a curated record. Bases 1 to 1371 code for a protein of 456 amino acids. The transcript is spliced from 6 exons.